Peronospora belbahrii is the source of this 1500-nucleotide messenger RNA. NCBI's taxonomy places the organism in Eukaryota, Oomycota, Peronosporomycetes, Peronosporales, Peronosporaceae. The record is from the annotation of a GenBank genome assembly.
AUGCAGACUCUUGUGGAAGGCCAAACGUUACUUCACAAUGGUCGCUAUCGCUUCCUUCGACGUAUCGGCAGUGGCACUUUUGCUGUGAUUAUGCGUGCUUUGGACGUCCAGCAGCAGCGUCACGUAGCGAUCAAGUGUGUACGUGAACAUGAACUUAACGCAUUGGGCAAGCGAGAAGCUGCAAUAUUAAAGACAAUUAACAAUCAAGACAUGGACAAAGCUUGUGCUGUCGUGCGAUUGCUCAAGACGUUUGAAGAACAAGGUCACUUUUGUCUUGUGUUGGAGCUAUUAGGACCUCCUGUACUUGAUGUAGGACGUUGGGGACCAUGGCGACAGGCACCACCUGGUAAAGGUCGUGUCCCUAUUCAAACGCUACAGCUAUUUAAACGCAAGCGGAGACGUUCCUUGCUGUCGAACGCAAGUAUUCAGUCAUUGAAUGGACAGCAGCAGGACCACGAGACAGACGUGGUACGGGAUGAUGUAGCAGUGUUGACACCACCUAUGUCCUUGGUGGAUGUACGGUGUAUGGCGGUGCAUCUUUGUGGUGCAUUAGCUUUUCUGCAUGACCAAGGACUUAUUCACGCAGACGUUAAGCCGGAAAAUGUAGUGCGUUCAAGCGCCGAAGCCCCACUGGGAUCAUUAGUGUCCCUCUCACCAUGCUCGUCACCAGUAAAGUUGGUGGACUUUGGAAAUUGCUUAAACUUGACUGAGCUGGUGGCAUAUAUUGACGAGCGCCCGCGUGAAGGCUAUGAUGUGCAGACUGUCACAUACCGCGCACCCGAAGUGGCUGCAGGUCUGUUGCUAUGCUCCGCCAUGGAUAUGUGGUCGUUGGGCUGCCUGCUACUGGAGUGCGUGUCUGGUAGACCAUUAUUUACACUGCCUCCGCUGGAUGCGCCAGUGCAGGAGCGUACUGAUAUUGCAAACUAUGAGAACAGCGAUCUGUUGAAGCAGAUUGAGUGCGUGGUGACGAACGGAGUUUCACUGGAUACAAUGUGUGCCCCGUACCAGUCUGUUGCACGCUAUGAGGAGAGAUCUGCAGUUGACAAUAAGAGUGCUGGCUUUCAUAGGAAGCCGAAGCUAUUGACGCCAUUGCAGGUACGGUUAGAAGCUGCGGCUCCGGAGCAUCACCAGUUUCAUGAUUUUAUCUACAGUCUAUUGGACGUGAACCCCGCCACAAGAGUUACAGCAAAGCAGGCACUUUACCACCCCUUUCUGCAAGCCUAUUUUCCGUUUGGAACUGUGUUUGCUCAGUCAAAUGCUGGCCAAUGUGACGGAGAGCUUGGGACUAUUGCUGAUAUUCCCUCUGCAGCCGUGGCAGAUAAGAAGCGUAAGGUGCGGCAAACCCCGUUACAUGGGGAACAGGCCCAAGGGCUUUCUGAUCGAGUGCGAAAGAGAAUGUCAACUGAGAGAGCGGCAUUGGCUCGCACCAAGGACUUGCGUCAGGUGCUGAAAAUUAUACCGCGUGACAUAGCUGGUCGUUUUCCACUCUCGCCACGCUGA